Molecule: messenger RNA, 1695 nt
Organism: Xylaria bambusicola
Lineage: Eukaryota; Fungi; Ascomycota; Sordariomycetes; Xylariales; Xylariaceae
Product: hexose transporter
Exons: 5
Coding region: 1-1695 (564 amino acids)
Biological process (GO): carbohydrate transport; transmembrane transport
Cellular component (GO): plasma membrane
Molecular function (GO): carbohydrate:proton symporter activity
Source: RefSeq, a predicted model, not a curated record
AUGCUUGGCUUCAACAACCGCGUCACCUUCGACGAUGUGCGUCAGGAGAGGACGGGGAAGGAGGCAGGCCUCGACUUCUCCCCUUUACCCCGUGUAUCUGGACGGUCUUUCGUGAUGGGCCUCUUAGUGUCGAUGGGUGGACUCAUCUUCGGCUAUGACACUGGCCAAAUCUCCGGCUUCCUCGAGAUGCCCGACUUUCUGCAGCGUUUUGGCGAAUACUUACCUAACGACGAUGGCGAUUAUCAGUGGACAUUCACCCCCGUACGCUCAGGUCUUAUCGUUGGUCUACUAUCCAUUGGAACGCUAGUGGGAGCGCUCAUCGCCGCGCCCAUUGCCGAUAGAAUUGGCCGUCGUCUGUCUGUGUCGUUGUGGUGCGCUGUGGUGUCAAUUGGUUUCGUUAUCCAGAUCGCUGCCAAUAAUGCCUACGAGCAAAUCAUUGUUGGACGACUUGUCGCCGGUUUUGGUGUCGGCGCGCUGAGUCUGUUGGUGCCCAUGUACCAAGCCGAAACUGCACCUCCAUGGAUCCGUGGCGCUCUCGUUUGUGCCUACCAAUUGUUCAUCACCCUCGGUAUUUUCCUCGCUGCCGUGUUCAAUCUAGGGACAUAUGACCACCAGAGGAAUAGCUCGGCAUCUUGGCGCAUCGUCAUUGGACUUGGUUGGAUCUUCACAAUUGGGUUAGGUCUGGGUAUCCUCUCAUUUAGCGAGACACCUCGCUAUGCCUAUCGACAGGGACGCGUAGACGAGGCUAGGGAAACGCUCAUGAGGGUAUACGCUGCGCCAGCAAACCACUGGGCCAUCCACUCUCAAAUGGAAGAGAUUGAGAGCAAGCUGCGCGCCGAGUCACAGGUCAAGAGAGGUUUUAUUGGUGGCUACGUUGAGAUGUUUGGUGCACCACGCAUGGCUUAUCGUAUCGCACUUGGUGUCGCCCUGCAGAUGUUCCAACAGCUAACUGGUGCUAACUACUUCUUCUAUUAUGGUACAACGAUCUUCCAAUCCGUCCAAAUUAGCAGCUUCAUAACACAAGUUAUCCUCAACACCAUUAACUUUGGUGUGACCUUUAUUGGUUUAUAUCUAGUCGAGCAUUAUGGACGCCGCAAGAGUCUGAUCUUAGGCUCCAUCUGGAUGUUCAUAUGCUUCUUGAUCUUUGCUUCUGUGGGACAUUUCCUUUUGGAUAUCGAAACACCAACCAAUACUCCUACUGCGGGCAUCGUCUUGAUUGUUUUUGCCGCUAUCUUCGUCCUCGGUUAUGCUACUACUUGGGGGCCGAUGGUGUGGACUCUUAUUGCAGAAAUCUAUCCAUCGAAAUAUCGCGCAAAGGCUAUGGCGCUAGCUACUGCGAGCAAUUGGACCUGGAACUUUUUGAUUGCUUUCUUCACGCCCUUCAUCACAAAGGAUAUUGACUUCCGAUACGGCUACGUGUUUGCGGCUACGAAUGUCGUUGGUGGUUUGAUCGUCUACUUCUUCUGUAUGGAGGGUCAAGGCCGUACACUCGAGGAAAUCGACACGAUGUACGUUCAGCACGUCAACCCUAGAAAAUCGGCUCACUGGGUUGCCCCGCCACCCGAAGAAAUUGCUCGUAUUCGCCGUGAAGCUGGCACUGGCGAGGAGGAUAGCGCUAUGAAUGCCGCCAGCGACUCAGCUGAGGAGCAGAAGCACUCGUCUCUGCCGAGAAACGAACAUACCGAGCAUGCAUAG